Pundamilia nyererei is the source of this 2526-nucleotide messenger RNA. It is a transcript of the gene slc2a11l, whose product is annotated as solute carrier family 2 member 11, like. Gene Ontology annotation, cellular component: plasma membrane. Gene Ontology annotation, biological process: dehydroascorbic acid transport. The transcript is spliced from 12 exons. Gene Ontology annotation, molecular function: D-glucose transmembrane transporter activity. NCBI's taxonomy places the organism in Eukaryota, Metazoa, Chordata, Actinopteri, Cichliformes, Cichlidae. The coding region runs from base 1 to 2526 and encodes 841 amino acids. The record is from RefSeq and is a predicted model, not a curated record.
AUGAGCUCCUACGAUAAGAAGUGGCUCAGACUUCCCAAAUUCCUCAGCAGAGUUGGAAUCUACAGUGAAUGGAUACUGUCAUUGCCUAUCCCUAAAUUGAGGCUUGAGAUCACACUCACGGAAUUCCGGGACCCAAUAGUGAGAGGCACUGCUCCCACCCUAGCAACAGGGAGGAAGUGGACCCCAGCCACAGCUGUGCCACGGGCCAAAUCUGCUCUUCGCCAUUGUGACGUGGUGGGUCACGUCCAACUUGGCAAAAGAGGAUUUGGUCUUGGAGCAGUAACACCUCUGUGGCAACAGGCAUCUGUAACCGAACGUCAAAAAAUGGUGGUGGAGGAGGUGCGUCGACAGGAGGAAACAGUAAGACAUGCCAGAGCCAUAGCACUGGCCAAGCAGGGUCGCUGGAUGAAUUGGGAAAGUGUUGAAAAGAGGAAACUCACAUGGAGUGAAAUCUGGGGAAUGGAGUCCAAUAGGCUAAGUUUCAUCAUCCGAGCGACAUACGAUGUGCUACCUUCCCCAAUAAAUCUGCAGCUGUGGUUUGGAAAGGACCCAUCUUGCACCCUGUGUACAGUCACAGCAACAUUUAAGCACAUCUCGGUUGGUUGUAGGACUAGCCUUACUCAGGGCAGAUACACAUGGAGACACAAUCAGGUCCUCAGGUGUCUAGCUGAGAAAAUUGAGAGCAAGAUAAAAUCCAUCAACGCUCAACCUUUCAUGAACCAAGAGGAGCGUCAGUAUUCAUCAGCAUUUGUCUGGGAGGGGGACAAGCCGAGGACUAGCCCUUCAACCUCACUGAAGGUUGCCAGGGAUUGGCAGAUGCAAGUGGACUUGGAUCAGAGGCAAAUUUUUCCCACAGAGAUCGUAAGAACUACUCUGCGACCAGACCGCGUCCUUAGGUCUAACUCCCAAAAAUUUGUGUACGUAACUGAGCUGAUGGUACCAUGGGAGGAAGCAAUUGAAGAAGCAUUUGAGCGUAAGACACUGCGCUAUGCCAACUUGCCAGCUGAGGCAGAGGACAGAGGCUGGGAGAUCAAAGUGUGCCCGGUGGAAGUAGCUUAUCCUGUUGUAUUUGCUGCAAUUUUUGUGUGUGGUAUCGGUGGGACAUUUCAUUAUGGAUACAGCGUGUCUGUGAUGACCUCCCCCUCUGUUUUUAUAAAGGAGCUGGUGAAGCAAACAUGCGUGCAAAGAUACGGUCUCUCCCUGGAGCCAUGGCAGCUCUCGCUCAUCUGGUCCUUCACAGUGUCCAUUUUCUGCAUUGGGGGUUUACUGGGGUCGCUAGCUGCUGGUUCACUGGCGUCAAAAUUUGGCAGAAAGCGAUGCCUUUUGUUAAACAACUUUGUGGCUAUACUUGGCAGCGUGUUGAUGCUCUUGAGUAAAACAGCCAUGUCCUUUGAGAUGAUCAUGGCAGGACGAUUUUUCUUUGGCAUUAAUUCAGGAGCCAGUCUUGCAGUUUAUCCAAUGUACGUCAUGGAAAUCGCUCCUCGGAAGCUGAAAGGGAUUGUUGGCAUGUUCAUUGGUUCCUUCAUGUCUUUGGGGAAGUUCUCUGGCCAACUGCUGGGGAUCAGUGAGUUACUUGGUACAGAGAAGCUGUGGCCCUGGCUGCUUGGUUUCAUCGGUUUCACUGGGUUGUUUCAACUCAUCACCCUGUUCUUCCUGCCAGAAUCUCCCAGCUUCCUGUUGCUGGACAGAGGAGACCAACGAACCUGUGAAAAAGCUUUAAAGCAGCUUUGGGGCAAUAAGGACUACAGCAGAGAGAUCGAGGAGAUGCUGGAGGAGAAAGCUGCCCUGCAGAGUGUCCGCAGCUACUCAGUGUUGGAGCUGAUUCAGAACAAAACGAUCCGCUGGCAGCUGAUCACUGUCGCUGUAACUUUCACCUCAGUGCAGCUCUGUGGCAUCAAUGCUGUGUACUUUUAUUCUUUUGAUGUGUUUCGUGCGGCGGGAAUCCCAGAAGAAAAGUUACGAUACGCUGCCUUGGGGACAGGGCUCUGUGAAUUUUCUACUGUUGUAUUCUGUUUCAUGAUUAUUAACAGAACAGGAAAAACGGCCCUGCUCUUCAGAGGCUACGCAGGAAUGUCUGUGACACUAGUUUUCCUCACCAUCACUUUGUACCUGCAAAGUCAGGUCUCCUGGAUGCCGUACUGCAGCAUGGUCCUUAUUUUCCUCUGUAUAGUCUUUUUUGCCAUUGGUCCAGUUGGAGUUACACCUAGUCUUCCAGGGGAACUCUUUGCUCAGCCUUUCAGAUCGGCUGCGUACACAAUCUCUUGCAGCCUCAACUGGUUAGUCCUGUUUGUGGUUGGGAUGGUCUUCCCCAUCCUAGUGGAGAAACUGGAUUACUUUUGCUUUCUCAUUUUUCUGUUUUCUUGCUUCAUCUGUGGGCUUUAUAUGAAGUUCAACGUCCCCGAAAUCAAAAAUAAGACACCGCUGGAGAUCGCUGCAGAAUUUGAUAAGAAGCAUUGCAAACCCAAAAGAGAAGACGUGACUGAGAAGUACGCCAAUAGAAUCAUAUCAUACGAAACCAAACUGUGA